Molecule: messenger RNA, 1545 nt
Organism: Eruca vesicaria subsp. sativa (arugula)
Lineage: Eukaryota; Viridiplantae; Streptophyta; Magnoliopsida; Brassicales; Brassicaceae
Source: the annotation of a GenBank genome assembly
CCGAAACUGACUGGCUCGGUAAGAGGUGUGGGAGUCUGGAUCCAGGUUCGGCUUCUCUCUCUCAUCAUACGAUAAUUUCAGGGUUUUCGAUUGUUUUUGAGAUGGGAGCUAGGGUUCAAGUGCAGCAUUACAAUUUGGGAUCAGCUGAUUCUUACAUAGGUAGCUCUCUACACGAUCUCAACUCUGUUGAUGGUACUCCUAGAGAUAUUGACGCCAUGGGAGACGCCGUUGUUCGUGACGGCGAUAGCUUGGACAACGACGGCCAUUCUUCUUCCGCUAACUGUAUGCACGAAUCAUACACAAACGCUCUGCAAAUCCACAACGACGGAGUUGAAGAAGAUGGAUCUAACAUGGAUAACAAGGAACCUUCUGGAACUUCUUACAAUAUGUUAACCAUUGAAGAUGUUUCACCAAUUGAAACAGCACGAGGGAGGUUUCUCCAAAUCAUCAUUGAUUACUUUAUAAGCCAACAUGUGGUUGAAGUCAGUGAGAACAAAAGUGAUCAUGAGACUGAUUCAAGUAGUAGUAUUAAAGGCAAGAGGAAGUCAGAUGAUACACGGUAUGAAGGUGACCCGAGUCUUGCAUUGCCGUUGAUGUAUAUUGCAAAUUUAUACGAGACUUUGGUCGGUGAAGCAAAUUUGAGAGUUGCUUCAUUGAGUGGUAUAAGGGAGAAGAGUCUUGGGGUUGCUCUUGAAGCAGCUGGUGGCUUGUAUAGAAAACUAACCAAGAAGUUUCCUAAGAAAGGUACUUGCAUGUACAAAAGAAGAGAACUUGCAACAUCACUUGAAACAAGGACAAGGUUUCCAGAAUUGGUAACACAUGGAGGAGAGAAACGAGUUCGGUUUGUGGUGGUUAAUGGUUUGGAUAUCGUUGAAAAACCGGAUGGUAUACCUAUUGAAGAUGCUGAAUGGUUUAAGCGGUUAACAGGCCGUAAUGAAGUAGCUGUCUCUCCUAGAGAUUAUAAAUUCUAUUGCCCUCGACACAAGCAUAGGCGUGCUCAAAGCUCUGCCUGCAGCAUCCUUGCCUUACCUACAUUUCCAGGUUUGGAUUCAUCACAAGGGUUUCGCUCUGUUAGUGAAGAUCAAAGUCAACAACAACAACAACAACACACUUCUCCUUCUCAUCAGUUUCACCAACCUAUUCACCAGGGUCACCACCACCAUCAACAUCAAUCUAUUUACCAAAGUCAACACGCAGCUGCACAUUUUCCGGGUCAAAACCAUCAAUGCGACCCUGAACUGUCUCAAGCCCAACACCAGUCACCAUCUAUUUCACAGCAUAUGGCUUGCUUGCAGCCUCUCACCGGAGGCAUUGUCAUGGCAACUGGUCCUGCGAAAUUCUGUGACCAAUGUGGAUCACAGUACCUGAGAGAGACCUCAAAAUUCUGCUCAGAGUGUGGUGCCAAGAGGCUUGGGAUAUAGCAGAGACAUAUUUAAAUCUCAUUCAAGUUACUUGUUACAACAAAAAUUAAAACCUCAAUGCAUAUUGACGUAAAGCUCUUAGAAAACAUAAAAUUAUAUCUAAUUUAUUCACAAAAUUUAUUCA